GGGCAACACAAUAACCAACCUGCAAAUGUUAUUCUACUUAUAUUUCGUGCUACAAAAAAACUAAACAAAAUGUAUCAUCUUGAUGCAUACAAACUCUUUGGCAGGAGAAGCACGCAGCUGCGUGGGGGAAAACCAAAACCGCGCAGUAGGAGGGUCUGUCUCAUUUUUACCAUUUCUUUCAGGAAGUCAACUUUAUUUGGUCAUGAAGUAAAGUGUCGUCAGGUGUAACACUCGUGUCUUCAGCCUAAAUAGCGUUUAUGGUAAACUUUACUUGCCUGGCUCCAUCAUGUCGGACUCUUUGGAACGGUCCACAAAGAUCAACUUGUUGAAGGAGCCGGUGGUAAAGAAGCUCUGUGAGGUGUUGGACAAAUCCUGCAAGAAAGGAUGGCGAAAACUUGGAGAAAUAGUCGGCAAUGACAGACGGUUCAGAGUCAGCUCAGACGACAUGGAGCUGUGCUCUCUAAAGGUGCUGGAGCUGGAGGGAAGCCCAAGCCGCAUGCUGCUGAGGCUAAUGGGAGAACGAGGCUGCACCACAGGUCACCUGGCUGACUACCUCCAAACUGUGGGGAACUCUGAGGCCCUACAGUGCCUAAAACCACCAGCCCUGCAGAUCCUCAUUCAGCCCCAGUCAGUGGCUCUUAUAUCCGGCCACAAUCUUCGGCUGAGCUGCCACGCUGUGGGCAGAUCUUCAGUACAUUACCAGUGGUUCAAGACCAAGGAAGAGAUACCAAACAGCUUCUCUACAGACCUGGUGAUAAGUCCAGUCCAUCUGAAGGACGCUGGCUUUUACAUCUGCAGGGUCAACUCUGGAGAUGCUUUUGAAUUCAGCCAAUGGGCUCAGGUGGACGUCCUGAAUGUCACCAUGUGUUGUGGGCAGAGUUAUCACUCCUUAGAGGGUCACUUGAAGAUGGUGAUCCAGCCUCAGUCCCAGAGGCUACAUGUAGGGGAGUCCCUGCAGCUGGAGUGUGGAGCGGUGGGACGGCCUAUCCCUCGAUACCAGUGGCUCAGAAAUGGCGUACCACUCCUAAAUGCCACAAAGAGGAAACUCAUGAUUCCUCACUCCAUGCAGGAUCACAACGGCAGGUAUCGCUGUGAGAUCAGCAGCAGCAAAGAGAGAAUGUGGUCCAACGAAGUGGACGUCGUGAUCGAACCGAGGAUAUCUGUCCAGAUUUCAGUGGCAUUGGAGUGCUCGGAAGAUGACGUUUUAGCCAUCGGAGAAGGUUCCAGUGAUUUUUUCCUAAAUAGUAUCCCAGAUCAUCUUUAUGCGACUGACAAAGUGGCGCUGCUGAUUGGCAAUCUGUCUUAUCAGAACCACCCGCAGCUCAAAGCUCCCAUGGUGGACGUGUACGACCUCACCAACUUACUAAGGCAGCUAAACUUCCAGGUGGUUUCACUGCUGGACCUCACCGAGACUGAGAUGAGAAAUGCUGUGGACGAGUUCUUGUUGCUGCUACACAAGGGAGUCUAUGGUCUUCUGUACUACGCUGGUCACGGAUAUGAGAACUACGGGAACAGUUUCAUGGUGCCGGUAGAUGCACCUAACCCGUACCGUUCAGCCAACUGUCUGUGUGUGCAGAGCAUCCUUAAACUGAUGCAGGAGAAGGAGACGGGCCUCAAUGUUUUCCUGCUGGACAUGUGCAGGAAGAGAAAUAUCCAUGAUGACAGCGCUCCAAACAAUAUCCUGAGGGUUACGGCCAACAUUGUCUUUGGAUAUGCCACGUGCCAGGAUGCAGAGGCCUUUGAGCUGAGCUCCAGCGGCUUCGCCAACGGUGUGUUUGUGAAGUUUUUGAAGAGGCGGCUGCUGGAUGAUGAGAAGAUCACCGUGGUGCUGGACAGAGUCGCUGAAGACAUGGGUCAGUUUGACGCUACUAAGGGAAAGCAGGCUCUAGAGAUCCGCAGUAGUCUGUCGGAUAGGAGAGCGCUGACGGAUCCUAUCCUGCCCGGAGACAGCGGUGAUCACGCCCACAGACUCCAGUGGGCAAAGGCUCACGAGCUUCCUGAGAGCAUGUGUCUUAACUUUGACUGCGGGGCUCAGAUCAAGCUGGGCUUCGCUGCAGAGUUCUCCAACGUGCUCGUCAUUUACACUCACAUCGUUAAGAAGCCCGAGGACAUGUCGUCCUGCCAGGCUCACGUCACGGACUUCUCCCGGGACCUUGAUGUGGAUCCUAAGGAGAUGAACAGAGAGACUCCAGAGGAGACGGGGAUCUACCUUCUGUCUAGCAACCUGCCCCAGCACUGCCUCUACACCAGAGUCAGCUCUCUGCAGAAACUCAGGGAGGAGCUGGUCUUCACCGUGUGCCUUCAGGGAACCUUCACCGCCAUGGAUGAUGAAUCCGUCCACUGGACCAAAAGCAUAAACAUUGGCAAGCCGCUGAUCGCCCGACUGGACCUGAACCGGGCCAUGCGGCGGAACAGCUGCCUGCAGACCUGCUUGAUUCCCCACAGCCCGUCCCACAGCCCCUGCCACAGCCCCGGGCCCGAACACCACCUGCACCUCCAAUAUGGGAUGCACCAGGCCCAGGACUUCAGCCGCCUGUCACCACAACACCACUACCCUGACGUCCACGAGCGCUUUCAGGGUGCAGUGGGGGGCUGUGGGGAUUCCUACUAUGACAACCUGAGCCAGCCUUACGAACCUUCUGCCGGACUUUUAAUCUCACCAGGCCAACACAGGAUCCCCAUAGAGGCAACAGACGACAUCAACGAGCUGCAGACCAUGUUCAUCAACAGCCUGCAUCUUCAGCAGCAGUGAAAUGGCUUCAAACAUCGUACCUGGAAAACUGCUGCUCAUUCUGUUUAGAUGUGACUUAAGGCAUUAUUUUUUUUUUAAAUGUAAUGUUCUAUGUUUUCGUUUUUUAUAUGUAUAUCUGAGUAAUAAUUGCUGCCGUUAUGUGUGGUAGAGAUGUCAAUUUACCAAUAGUUGACAGGAGAAAAGCAAAGAUAAUGGAUGGUGGUUGUCAAGAUCAGACAUAUUUUCUACAAAGCUAGAAUUGUAGGUCUUAAACAAUGUUAGUUUUAAAAAAUGAGCCAAAUGAGAACUAAAAUGAUAUUAUAAUACAGGGCUGUAUGAUUUAGGUGGAGUAAUAUGAACACAAGCCCGUGCCUGUCUUCACAUCAAGAACAACGUUGUAAACAUUUGUUCAUGUAAGUAUUUUUCUUUUGAAUGGUCCAGUCAGAUGAAAAUUAGGCUGAAGGAGAUACCUUUGCUGUACGCAUAGAAUGAAAAUCCAAGACCAUCAGCAGACAUUUUUUAAUAAAAUAAACUUAACCCUAAAAAAACA
This is a messenger RNA of Eleginops maclovinus (Patagonian blennie), 3281 nucleotides long. It is a transcript of the gene malt1, whose product is annotated as MALT paracaspase 1. Gene Ontology annotation, biological process: proteolysis. Bases 287 to 2752 code for a protein of 821 amino acids. Gene Ontology annotation, molecular function: cysteine-type endopeptidase activity. Lineage: Eukaryota; Metazoa; Chordata; Actinopteri; Perciformes; Eleginopidae. The transcript has 17 exons. The record is from RefSeq and is a predicted model, not a curated record.